Messenger RNA from Macrosteles quadrilineatus (aster leafhopper), 1134 nucleotides. RefSeq lists its product as uncharacterized. NCBI's taxonomy places the organism in Eukaryota, Metazoa, Arthropoda, Insecta, Hemiptera, Cicadellidae. The coding region runs from base 1 to 1134 and encodes 377 amino acids. The record is from RefSeq and is a predicted model, not a curated record. The transcript has 3 exons.
AUGGAAAGAAAUAGGAAACUAAGAAAAACCUUCAGAACAGCAUUUACCAGAAUUUAUAAUGGGAUAAAUGAGGAGCUAUGCAAAGAUGAGCAAGACCUACACAAUAUACAGGGUAAAUUGAGUUCUCUGGAAGGUAAGAUAGAAGAACUAAAAACUUUGGACAGGGAAAUUUUAGAUUUCUUACUUGAUUCUGAAGCAGAUGAAGAAGAGUUAAAUGAAGAAGUUAGGCUAGCAGAUGAAUAUGUAGAGAAGUUUAAUCGAAUUAGUUUAGCUGUACAGAGUAGAUUGAUUAGGUCUAGGGCCACUUCACCUGAGGAGUCCAAUGGGUCUGUAAUGAGUAAAUCUACUGCUGUUAGGACUAAGCUGAGGCUACCUACUAUUGAAUUCACAAAGUUUAGCGGGGAUUUGAAGGAUUGGCUACCUUUUUGGACACAAUUCAAAAGAAUAGAUGAUGACGAGAAUAUUGACGAUAUUGAUAAAUAUCAUUAUCUUGUGCAGGUUACUUUAGCUAAUUCUAGGGCUCGUCAGCUGGUCGAAAGCUAUCCUGCUACCUCUGAGAACUAUUCAAAAGCUUUGCAAAGUCUUAAAAGUCGUUUUGGUAGAGAUGACCUUCUCAUAGAAGUGUAUAUUAGAGAGCUUUUGAAGUUAGUUCUGAGUAAUUUAAACAGUAAGGUAGAAGUUUCUUGUAUUUAUGAUAAACUGGAAACACAGCUAAGAGCAUUGGAGACAUUAGGAGUAACAACUGACAAAUGUUCUGCUAUGUUAUAUCCUCUUAUAGAGUCUUGUUUGCCCGAGGAACUGUUGAGAGCUUGGCAGCGUCACUCCGGCUAUGAAGUUGAUGCUGAACUUAAGGAUAGACUUGAUGGCUUGAUGAAGUUUCUGCAAAAGGAGGUUGCUAACGAGGAAAGGAUUACUAUAGCCGCAUCUGGUUUUGAAAAUAUUAAGCCUGGUCCUUGGUCCAUUGAGCUUGGAACACUGGGAAUUAGUGUAAAAGAUGGAGACGGGCCUAUUGAAGUUCUGAUAGGUGCAGACGUUGCCGGGAAACUUUACACUGAGAAACGAUAUAUGCUUUCCAACGGAUUUGUGGCGUUUGGAUGUUUUAGGAAUCAAGGAUCCAGUGGAGGUAAAGAGUGA